Molecule: messenger RNA, 1128 nt
Organism: Varanus komodoensis (Komodo dragon)
Lineage: Eukaryota; Metazoa; Chordata; Lepidosauria; Squamata; Varanidae
Gene: CAVIN4
Product: caveolae associated protein 4
Exons: 3
Coding region: 1-1128 (375 amino acids)
Biological process (GO): regulation of gene expression
Cellular component (GO): cytoplasm; caveola
Source: RefSeq, a predicted model, not a curated record
AUGGAUCACUGGGCAACCACCAUGGAGAUGGAUAAGGCCCACCAAAAUCGCCUUUCGAGCGUCACAGAUGACGAGGAGGAGCAGGAUGCGGCCCUGACCAUCGUCCGGGUCUUGGACAAGGUGGCCGCCAUUGUGGACAGUGUGCAGGCCAGUCAGAAGCGCAUCGAGGAGCGGCACCGGGAAAUGGAAGAUGCCAUCAAGACCAUCCAGAUCGACAUUCUGAAGCUUGCGCAGGCGAACGGCAACACUGGCUACACAGUAAACAAGCUGCUGGAGAAGACCCGCAAGGUGAGCGCUCGCGUUAAGGAUGUCAGGGCUCGUGUGGAGAAGCAGAGCGCCAACGUGCAGAAAGUGGAGGCCAAGCAGGAGGAAAUGCUGCGGAAAAACAAGUUCCGCGUUGUCAUUUACCAGGAAGACAUUCCGUGUCCGUCUUCUCUAACUGUUGUCAAAGACCGAGGGGGAAGCUUGGAGGGUGCCUUCUGUCCCCCUGAUGAUCUUUCCUCUGAUGAGGAGUAUUACAUAGAAGAAAGCAGAGCAGCUCGUUUUAAAAGAUCGGGCAUGAGGCGCUUCAACAAUCUCAAAAAGGCUUUUACGAGCGAGAACAUUCAGAAAACAAGGCAAAACUUUGGCAAGAAGGUGGACAGGCUUCGGACUAGAAUAGUGACGCCCGAGAGGAGAGAACGGAUAAGGCAGUCAGGAGAGAGAUUGAGGCAAACUGGGAUAAGGUUCAAGAAGAAUAUAUCCAAUGCAGCGCCCACCAAGGAGACGUUCAAGAAGCAUAAGACGGCUAAAGAGCAAGCUGAAGGCCAAGAAGGCAUCCAAGAGUCUGGUGCUGCGACAGCAGGAGAAAGUGGCAGUGCUGAACCAGCCUCUGAAGAAGUUCCUUAUGCUGAAGUGAUACCCAAAGUGAAGAAGGACAAAGGCCCUCCGCAGGCACAGGAGAUGGCGGCAGCUCCUGAGAAGAUCGUGCUCAAACCGGAGACUAAAGUCAUUGUUCCAGAAAGCAUCGUGCUCAAACCAGAGGCUAAAGUCACUGCAAUAGCGAUCAGUCCUGAAAAGAUCGUCUUCAAACCAGAGGCCAAAGAGGAGGAAGAUGCCCUUCUUUUGGAUUUAAAGCAAUCAGCUUAA